AGGAAAGAGAAGCCAUAGUCUGCCAGCGGCUUUGGAGCAUCAACCUCCUCUGGACUACGGCGGUGCUGAGAUGGUUGUGCUCCUGCUGCUCCUCUGUCUUCCCUUCAUCCUCUACCUGGCCACGCCAAAAAUCAGGAAAAUGCUGUCCAGUGGGGUGUGUACAUCAAAUGUCCAGCUUCCCGGAAAGGUAGUCAUAGUCACCGGCGCAAACACAGGCAUUGGGAAGGAGACUGCCAAAGACCUGGCCCAAAGAGGAGCCCGUGUGUAUUUAGCUUGCCGGGAUGUCCAAAAGGGGGAACAGGUGGCUAGUGAGAUCCAAGCCACCACCGGGAACAAUCAGGUCCUGGUACGGAAACUGGACCUAGCUGAUACCAAGUCUAUCCGAGCCUUUGCCAAAGACUUCUUAGCUGAGGAAAAGCACCUCCACAUUCUGAUCAACAAUGCAGGAGUGAUGAUGUGUCCCUACUCUAAGACGGCAGAUGGCUUUGAGAUGCACAUUGGAGUCAACCACCUGGGUCACUUCCUCUUGACCCAUUUGCUGCUAGAAAAACUGAAGGACUCAGGCCCAUCAAGGAUAGUCAAUGUGUCUUCCUUGGCACAUCAUCUGGGAAGGAUCCACUUCCAUAACCUGCAGGGGGAGAAGUUCUACAGUGCAGGUCUUGCUUAUUGCCACAGCAAAUUAGCCAACAUUCUCUUCACUCAGGAACUGGCCAGGAGGCUGAAAGGCUCUGGAGUGACAACAUACUCUGUCCACCCUGGCACAGUCCACUCCGAAUUGACUCGGCACUCGUUGUUUAUGAGAUGGAUAUGGCAGCUUUUCUUCCUUUUCAUCAAGACCCCUCAGCAGGGAGCCCAGACAAGCCUGUACUGUGCCUUAACAGAAGGUCUUGAGAGCCUAAGUGGCAGUCACUUCAGUGAUUGUCACUUGACAUGGGUCUCCGGCCAAGCUCGUAAUGAGACAAUAGCCAGGCGGCUGUGGGAUGUCAGCUGUGACCUGCUGGGCCUCCCUACGGAUUGGUAAGUGGUGGUUUGGACUCAAAGAAGAUUGGAAGAGAUGAUUGUUCUUCAAAGGGGCCAAAACCUUGAGCAUGAAGAGCAGAACUUCGAGCCUUGCCUGCUUGGUGUCCAUCCAGUUAAAUCCCAGGACACUGCCAGGUUCCUGGAAACGUUUUGAGUUUGUACUGACUUACUUUGUUCCUGCACCUGCCGACAUUUCUAGUGCUAUCUAUCAGGCACUAAGACAGAGGACCCUCAAAUGACCUACGCAGCUCCUGUUUUCCUUUGGAAACCCAUUCCUAGGAGAAUGGAAACCCUAGAAGGAUCGGUGCAUGGCAAUAUGGAUUAGAUAUAGCUCCUCCCAGCCAACCAGACUUUCCUUGAAGAGCUCCAUUGCAACCCCAGCUGAACCCCCGGAGUCCAGUGACUUGGCUCGAGAGCAAGCCUUUGUGGCCCCAACGUCUGGAUACUUAGAGGAAAGUCUUCACUAAAUCUGGCAGUCUGAAGCAUUUGCUACUGAAACACUUUCCCAUGUCCAGAUCACAGAUGAGCUUCCUUCUCUAAGAAGUUUGUGGAAUUUGAAGGGCAGAAAUAAAAAUAAAGUCAAACUGUCA
Molecule: messenger RNA, 1610 nt
Organism: Peromyscus californicus insignis
Lineage: Eukaryota; Metazoa; Chordata; Mammalia; Rodentia; Cricetidae
Gene: Rdh11
Product: retinol dehydrogenase 11
Exons: 7
Coding region: 71-1021 (316 amino acids)
Source: RefSeq, a predicted model, not a curated record